Molecule: messenger RNA, 606 nt
Organism: Racocetra fulgida
Lineage: Eukaryota; Fungi; Glomeromycota; Glomeromycetes; Diversisporales; Gigasporaceae
Source: the annotation of a GenBank genome assembly
AUCAACCUCAAUCGUCCCAGGCAAAUUCAAUUCAACCUCAAGCUAAACAGUCCCAGGUAAAUUCAAUUCAAUCUCAACCGUCCCAGCAAAAUUCAAAUCAACCUCAACCGUCCCAGUCAAAUUCAAAUCAAAAUCAUUCUCAACCGUCGCCAAAUCCAAAUUCGGGUGAUGUGAAACCUACAUCUAAUUAUGUCCCUCUUCCUCGUGAAACUUCGAUUCCUCCCAAACCUGCAAAUUCCCAAAAGAAAAUUCCUAUUACCAAACAUUAUACAUCUACUGCUGAUGUUUGUUCAGAUAAUCCACACUGUAAAACCGACGGUAAAACCGAAACUAUAGAAGAUAAGGGCUAUCAUAUCACGACAAUCAUACCGCCCGGUUACGAUAGUAGUACAAUAACUGCAUUCGUAACUAGAGUAGUCACGGUAACCGUUACUGUAUAUGUUCCAGGUUAUACAUCUACUAUUACUGAUUACAAGAAUGGUGAACCAAUAUCCUAUGAAACUUACUAUCCACCAAGUACCAAGAUUAUCUUGGAAACCGUUACUUCAGUUGCACCCGCUGAUUUUGCGUUUGAAGAGAGUAAAGCAAGAAAAUUAGGUCAUUAUG